ACUCUAAACUAAUAAUUCCUUUUUUUUUUCAAUAUAUUUUAUUACUCCUUUUUCGUUCUUUUUUUUUCACUCGUUCCUUUUCUUUUCUCUCUCUAUCUUUCUCUCUUUUUUUUUUCUUGUAUUAUUAGAUAGGUCAUAAAUCUUUAUAUCAUAAACAGUAACGAAAUCAAAAUCUUAUUCGAACUCCAAUAAAUCGUAUAAAUAAAUACCCUUUCCAGUCUUUAUAAAUAUGCGUACUGCUUUCCUUUGUCUUGCAGCUUUUGCACAAUUAGCUUUAAAUGCUGUUUCAGCAGACCCUAUCAAUAUUCCUCUUUAUAAACGUUCUGAUUCUGGUGCUAUUUAUAAAGCUGCCGGAAAAGCACUUGAAAAUGGUGUGCUUGCUGGUAAAGUAAAGAUUGGUAAUCCUCCUCAAGAAUUUACUGUAGCCUUUGAUACCACGACUGGUUAUUCUUGGGUUCGUGGUUCUAGAUGUAAAACUAAAAAUUGUCGUGGACGUUGUAGUUAUUAUGCCCUCAAAUCCUCAGAUGUUGUUUCAACAGGAAAAAAAUUUUCAGUUGAAUAUGGCGACUCUUGUGUUGAUACACAUGUUUAUUUAGAUACCUUUGAAUUCAGCAAUCUUACAGUUAAGAAUAUGCCUUUUGGCGGCGCCUAUCGUAUGUCAGGUUUCGCUAAUGGUUUUGACGGUUAUCUUGGUCUUGGCCGUAGUGUUGAUUUUAAUUUUACCAAGAUAAGAUCGACCGCAUCCAACAGCUUGAGUAAACGUGAUGUUACACUUCCUGAUUCUGCCUUUGUUUCUACUGCUUUCCAACAAGGUUCUGGAAUAACAAGUGCUCAGUUUGGUAUCUAUACAACAAGCACAAAUGCCGGUUUUGAUCAAUCUGGUACUACACCUGUAACAUCCAAUACAGGCAACAUAGCUAACACAAAUACCACUCCUCCACCUGGUUCUAAUAUCAAUACCAACACCACUACGACUGAUACUACCGUUGAUACUUCUGGUAGUGUCACAGAUGGAGGAUUUGGUGCUCUCACAAAACGAAACAAUCAUGCCGCCGACACAGAAGAAGAAGAACCUGCUGGCUACCUUAUUUUAGGUGGUGUCGAUAAGUCAAUUAUAAAAGGUAAAAUGGAAUAUAUUCGUUUAGCUGAUAAUCCAGGUGCUAAAGCCAAGAAUUGGGACGUUUGUAUUCGACAUGCUAGCUUUGGUCCUCUUCGUUUCCGUCAGCAGCCUAAUGCGAUUGCCUCUGUCUCUACAUCUACUAGUUUUAUUUCCAUGCCACCUGACCAAGCUGAUGCCUUCCAUGCCAAGUUUGGUGGUCAAUACCAACCUUCAAAGCGUAACUAUGCUAUCAAAUGUUCUAAAGCUGCUGAGUUACCUCUUCUGAAAAUGACACUUGAAGAUCAUAUUGUCGAAUUGCCUGCAAAAUAUUGGAUUGCUGUUGUAGAUGCUGAUCGUGACUGUUGCGAAACUAAAAUUACUCGUGGUAAUUCAGAGCGUGAUUGGGUGCUUGGUACAAGUUUAAUAAAUGCCUUUUAUACAAGUUUUGAUCCUGAAAACGAAGCAAUUGGUUUAGCUAUCAAGAAGGGCCAUUCAAACGAUGGCCUUCGAGUCUACAAAAAAUCCCAUUAAAAAAAAAAUCUAACAUUACUUUAUAUGAAAAUCCUUACUUUUUUUUUUUAAAGUGUUAUAACAAAGAAUAUAGGAAUAAAUAUUUAUACAUAUAGAAUAUAGCUUCCCCUUGAUUUUAUAAACCAAAAAUAAAUUAAAGUCUAUUUAAUCUCAGCGAAUGAAAGAUUUCGAAAAAAA
Molecule: messenger RNA, 1807 nt
Organism: Cokeromyces recurvatus
Lineage: Eukaryota; Fungi; Mucoromycota; Mucoromycetes; Mucorales; Mucoraceae
Product: aspartic peptidase domain-containing protein
Exons: 6
Coding region: 230-1630 (466 amino acids)
Biological process (GO): proteolysis
Molecular function (GO): aspartic-type endopeptidase activity
Source: RefSeq, a predicted model, not a curated record